AUGGAGAAAAUUUUCUAUCAUUUCCUUCAGGGACUCUUCUUGCUGUAUUUUGUUUCAGCUUCCUCAGCCAUGACCACAACCAAUAGUACCACUGAUCAAGAUGCUCUUCUUGCGUUGAGAGCUCACAUCACUUCACAGGACCCUCAUCAAAUCCUGUUGAAAAACUGGUCUGUUUCUUCCCCUGCAUGUCAGUGGGUAGGAGUCACUUGCGGCUCUCGUCACCGUCGAGUAAUUGCCUUGGAUCUUUCCAAUAUGAGUCUUAGUGGCAUCAUACCACCACAGCUGGGAAAUAUGUCAUUUCUGGUUUCCCUUAACAUGAGCAGAAAUAAUUUCCAUGGAGAACUGCCGCAUGAAUUUGCUCGGUUACGCCGGUUGAGAGUGCUUGAUUUAGAUGUCAACAAUCUCGGUGGAGAGUUUCCCGACUGGUUUGGUUCCUUACAUCAACUUCGACUGUUAUCCCUGAACAACAACAGUUUCACUGGCUUCAUCUCACCUUCCUUGGCUAACGUUUCUACGCUAGAAACGCUAAGUCUGUCAUUCAAUUAUCUCCAGGGAAAUAUUCCAACAGAGAUUUUCAAAAUUUCCUCGCUGGAAUUGAUUUUCUUCCAGGGUAAUAGCUUAUCUGGUAGCGUUCCAGAUGAUAUGUGUCGCCAUCUUCAGAGACUCAAGUGGAUUGACCUGUCACGGAACAAGUUAAAUGGUCAAAUACCAUCAAGCAUAUAUAACUGUUCACAACUUCAAGUGCUGCACCUUUCUUGGAAUUACUUCACUGGAUUCAUACCAAAAGAAAUUGGCACUCUGAAGGCGCUUGAGCGGCUGUAUCUGACCUAUAACAGUUUACAAGGUGAAAUUCCAAAAGAAAUGGGUAAUUUAACUGUGCUAAAAAUACUUGGCGUUGGUGGUAACCACAUAACAGGCGCAAUACCCCAAGAGAUCAGCAAGCUAUGCAAUUUGGAAGAACUCUACUUGGCGUCGAAUAACAUAACUGGUUUCAUUCCGAUGCAGGUUUUUAAUUUGUCACAGAUAAGCACUCUUUCGCUUACAGAAAACCGACUUUCAGGCAAUCUUCCGUCAAGGGUGGGUAAUGGGCUCCCAAAUGUAGAAGAGCUUCUUCUCAACAACAACAAUUUUGGUGGAUCAAUACCAGAUUCUAUCUCAAAUUGUUCCAAACUCAAGAUGAUGACACUUGCUUAUAACAACUUCACUGGUUCUAUUCCCAAUUCCUUUGGGGAUCUAAGACUCCUCGAAGUUCUAGCACUAAAUGGCAACAAUUUAAUGAGUGACUACUCUUCAUCUAAUUCAGAGUUGAGCUGGUUCAAUUCCUUGGCGAAUUGCAAACAUUUGAGACUACUCGUCGUGAGUGACAAUCCACUUAAUGGCAUCCUUCCAAACUCUAUUGGCAAUCUUUCAACUUCGCUUGAAGAUAUGUAUGCUAUCAAUUGCAACAUAAGGGGCCGCAUUCCGGAUGAAAUUGGUAAUUUGAGUAGCCUGACAAUUUUAAGUAUGUACAGUAAUCAGUUAAGUGGGAUGCUGCCAAUUACCAUGAAAAAUUUGGAAAAGCUGCAAGGGAUAGAUCUUCAAGAUAACAAGUUGAGCAAAACCUCGCUUGAUUAUCUAUGUGUUUUGCAGAACUUGGCUGUACUAUAUCUGGGAGGAAAUCAAAUUUCGGGAUCUCUUCCAGAGUGCAUAGGAAAUGUUACUUCUUUGAGAUAUCUUUACCUAGGUUCCAACCUGUUAAACUCUAGUCUGCCUACCACUAUAUGGAACCUAAAAGAUUUGUUAGAGCUUGACCUCUCUUCAAACUCACUCAGUGGAACUUUACCUCCCGAGAUUAGGAACUUAAAGGCAGCAAUUUUGAUUGAUUUGUCAAUCAAUGAGAUCUCAAGUAGUAUUCCUAGCUCCAUCGGAGAUUUGGUGAACUUGCAGAACCUUUCUUUGGCAUACAACAGAUUGCAAGGAUCAAUUCCGGAAUCAAUUGUCACGACUCUGAGCUUGGAAUGGUUGGAUCUUUCACACAAUUAUCUCACAGGUGUGAUUCCAAUGUCAUUGUCGAACCUUCGGUAUCUUGUACACUUCAAUGUGUCUUACAACAAUUUAAGUGGCGAAAUACCGUCCAGGGGCCCUUUUACAAACUUUACUGGAGAAUCCUUCAUUUCAAAUGAAGCACUCUGUGGAGCACCUAGGUUCCACGUUCCCACAUGCCCAGGUAUUUCAGGUGGCCGAUUGAGGACCAAAAAGCUGCGUAGAACUAUAUCUGUUGCACUUGGAGCAUUUAUAUCAGUUGCGGUUGCCAUAUUCCUGGGAUUCAUUUAUCUAAGACGCGCAAAGAAAGAACAAGUUGCCAGUGCAGGAGUUCUAUCGUCAGUUGCAACACAGGAAAGAAUCUCAUAUUAUAAACUUUUACAAGCAACUGACGGGUAUGAUGAGAGCAAUCUGUUGGGCACAGGAAGUUUUGGAUCAGUUUAUAAAGGCACCCUUGAUGAUGGGAGGAUUGUUGCUGUUAAAGUGUUUAAACUGCAACAAGAAGGAGCAUUCAAUAGUUUCGAUGCAGAAUGUGAAGUAUUGCGUAGCCUUCGUCAUCGAAAUCUGACGAAAGUCAUUAGCAGCUGCUCAAACGAAGACUUUAAAGCAUUAGUGCUUGAGUUUAUGUCCAAUGGAAGUCUUGAGAAAUGGUUGUAUUCCCAUAACUAUUUUCUCGAAAUCAAGCAGAGAUUAGACAUAUUGAUUGAUGUGGCAUGUGCACUGCAAUAUCUCCACUACGGUCUUUCAACACCAGUGGUUCAUUGUGAUGUGAAGCCCAGUAAUGUCCUACUUGAUCAAGAUAUGGUUGCCCAUGUGACUGAUUUUGGUGUUGCAAAGUUGCUGGGGCAUGAGGACAGCUUUACAUACACCAAAACAUUAGCCACACUUGGCUAUCUUGCUCCAGAGUAUGGACUGGAAGGACAAGUAUCAACAAAAUGCGAUGUUUACAGUUUUGGAAUCAUGAUUAUGGAAGUCUUUACAAGAAAAAGUCCCAAUGACAAAAUGUUUGGCGAAAAUUUGAGCCUGAAGAGUUGGGUGAGUGAUUCUAUGCCAGAUGGACUGGUUCGUGUUGUAGAUGCCAAUCUUCUGAAGCCCAAUCAUGAAAAGUUGGACUGCAUUUCAUCAAUCAUGAAAGUGGCUUUGAAUUGCACAACAGAAUCUCCAAGGGAGAGAAGCAAUGUGCAUGAAGUUCUUGCAGAUUUGAAGAAGAUAAAAAUUCAGCUACUGCCAUGUUCAAAUUAAAAAGAGGUCCAUGUGCUUCAAAAAUUACUAGCUCCAACUAGUCUAAGCUCUAGUCAUAUUACAUAUAACUAGGUAGCCAUGUCCUCGUAUGAGCAACUUCCAGCAUGGGGUUGGUCCUCUUGUGUUACAAAUAUCAUACUUCAAUUUGAUAUGGCGACUAUAAUGAAUGUAGUUAGUUUUUUUGGACUUCCAACAACAAACUACGGAAGGCU
Molecule: messenger RNA, 3476 nt
Organism: Coffea eugenioides
Lineage: Eukaryota; Viridiplantae; Streptophyta; Magnoliopsida; Gentianales; Rubiaceae
Product: receptor kinase-like protein Xa21
Exons: 4
Coding region: 1-3264 (1087 amino acids)
Biological process (GO): protein phosphorylation
Molecular function (GO): receptor serine/threonine kinase binding; ATP binding; protein kinase activity
Source: RefSeq, a predicted model, not a curated record